GGGACUGAGCAGCAGAAUCCAAUUGAGGUUUGUCAGUGUGAAAGAAUGACAACAAUCCGAUCGUCACCAUCGGUGACUUGAAAGGCAGCUUUGUGUAACACCAGGUGUGACAGUGAACUUGGGAAUUAUUUGCACUCUUUGUUGUAGUGAAUCAUGAUUUACACGAAAGGUUUGAGGAACCAACGGAGUUAAGUUUUGGUUGGCACUACUUGUAUUUUCUUCAUUGGACUGAUUCAUUUGAGAUGCAGGAAUAAUGGUUUAACUCAAUCAGUACUCAUGGCCGACCAAUACUUACUGAGGGACCAACCACAUUAGGCUGGAACAUUCAUCAUAGACAAUCUAUAGGAAGGUGAGAGACAGUGUUAACGGAUCAAGAUGGCUUCCAAGGCUGGGGAAAAGAUGAUGCUAAAGGUUUACCAACCUAAUGGGAGCUUCAACUCCGUCAAAUGCAUGGAAACUACGGAUAUAAAGAAUGUUAUCCAUGCUGUUGUGGGCAAGUUAGCGAGAGGAGAGCGUGCCUUUGAGAGUUCUUUCGCCGUACGGCUUCAGCAUACCUUAUCCGAGGAGUGCCAUUGGUUGCACCGUGACCUCACUGUUGGCCAAGUCAAGAAAAAAUAUGAAGCAUAUCACCCUGCCAUCGAAUGGAAAUAUGAGCUGCGUGUACGAUACUUGCCUAAAAACUACCACGAGCUGCUCGAGAAAGAUAAAGUUAGUUUCUUCUACUUCUAUGACCAGGUACGGUGUGAUUACAUGAAUGAGGUCGCUGAGUUGGUCGAUCAAGACAUCUCGCUCCAACUCGGCUGUCUAGAGAUGAGACGCUUCUUCAAAGACAUGCCACAGAUUGCCCUGGACAAGAAAGCCAACUUUGACUACUUAGAAAAAGAAAUUGGUCUCAAGAGAUUUAUACCUAAGAAUGUCAUUGACAAUACAAAGCCCAAGAAUCUACGCAAGCUAAUUCUACAGUACUUCAAGCAGUUUGCUAAUCUUAACGAGGAGCAGUGUGUGUUCAAGUUUUUUGAAGUACUAACGACAGUACACCGAUUCGAUCAUGAAAAAUUCAAAUGUGCACUUGGUACUGGCUGGAGUAUCUCAGUGGAGCUGGUAAUAGGGCCUGAAGAUGGGAUAUCAUGCCUCACGGACAAAGCUGCCACACCCACCAAGAUGGCCGACUUUGACCAAGUGCAGUCUGUCCAGUCUCUAAGUACAGAUAAUGAUAAGAAAGGUCUUCUACAACUCAAGAUAGCCGGAGCUAAUGAGUGUGAUGGUAACUUUCAUGUAUAUGGCCAUGCCGCUGUAGAUAUGGAUUCUGUAUAUAUCACUACGCCAUCCCCCACCAUAGCUGAGGACAUGGCUGACCUGAUUGACGGAUACUGCAGGCUUGUGCUCAACACAGAACAGUCACUAAUCAUUCGAGCGCAACAAGGCUAUUCAGAAGUCCAUAUUCCCAGAGAUAAAUCUGCCGUCAUAACUUACGCUUCCACUUUCAACGCAGUCACACGGCGUUCUGCGAAAAAGGCGAAAAAUGCCGUGCAAGACGUCAUUCAGGGAGACAGAGCACUUCCUUCAUUGCCAGGUGACAGCCGGCUUCCGUCAACCGAGGGUAGCAAUGAAGUCACCGUCAGCGGACGUAAGAAGAUCCCCACCGUCAAACCAGGUGGUCUGUCCGACGAUUAUGCCGAGAUCGUUGACGAUGAUGACUACGCAAUGCCGGCCGCCAAGGACUAUGAGAUAUCGCGUGAACUGGUCACUCUCGUCGAGACCAUCGGCCAGGGCCAGUUUGGCGACGUCCACAAAGGCAUUUAUAUAGAUCAGGAUGAGAAAGUCGAGGUUGCUGUCAAAACAUGCAAGGUUGAAAGUACUCAAGCACUAGGAGAAAGAUUCUUAGAAGAAGCAUAUAUCAUGAAACAAUUUGAUCAUCCUCACAUCAUCAAGUUAAUAGGAGUAUGUACGGAUCCACCCAUAUGGAUCGUUAUGGAGCUAGCCCCAUUUGGAGAGAUGAGGAUGUUUUUACAGACACACAAAGAGGAACUAACGUUAGCUUCACUGAUCUUGUAUGCAUACCAGUUAAGCAUGGCUCUUUCAUAUCUAGAGAGCAAGAAGUUUGUCCAUAGAGAUAUUGCAGCUAGGAAUCUCUUAGUAGUUGCUAAGGACAAUGUAAAGCUUGGUGAUUUUGGUCUUUCAAGAUUACUACAUGACCAUUCAUACUAUAAAGCUUCUAAAGGUAAAUUACCCAUCAAAUGGAUGGCUCCAGAAUCUAUCAACUUCAGGAGGUUUACCUCCGCCAGUGAUGUCUGGAUGUUUGGUGUGUGCAUGUGGGAGAUCCUGAUGUACGGGGUCAAGCCUUUCCAGGGGGUCAAAAACAAUGAGGUCAUAGGUCGUAUUGAGAACGGCGAGAGGUUACCAAUGCCCGCUGCAUGUCCACCGACGCUGUACAGCGUGAUGACGCUAUGUUGGUCGUACGAACCGUCCAAAAGACCCAACUUCAAAGACCUCAAGACAAGAUUAAAAUGGCGUUAUUGUGAGAUCUUGGAGGAGGAGAAAGAGCAAGAGGAAGCAGCCCUGAAGCAAGAGAAGAGACGGAUUCUCUCUACUUGGGGAUUCCCCGAAGAACCACCCCCAAAGCCCUCGAGACCCGGUUUCCCCACCUAUGCCUCCACGGGCAACAUCCUCGGGGACCAAUACCUUCCCUCGAACCACUACCAGAGCACACAGGCCAAGGCCCCGCCCCUUCCCAUGGCCACGCCCAACACCAACACCCUCAAGGGUCCCUAUUACAGCCCCACCCCUCGAUCCAACGUCAUGCCGGAUCUUCUCAGACCCAUGAGUAGCGAGGAGAGAACGGAACAAGAGAAGCAGAACGAGCUUGAAAGGAUCGGAGAUGCCCUUAGGAAGCAGAGAUUGGAAUCGGAGGCUGAUUCAGAAUGGCUGGCAACAAGCGCACAAACACUGAGACCUGAUGUCAGCAGAACAGAAGGAAAUAUAUUUUUACAAGAAGGACAAAAUGGCAAUAGAGAGCCUUACGGAGGAGCAAGCCAGCCGUUGUACGAAGCUUUCAACCAGAAAUCGUCCAGUGCCCCGUCGACGAUGACGACGACAUCAGCUGCCAACCAAUACUACCAGGACACCGAUGAGGUAAGAAGGGAACUUCCUCCCGAGCCGUCAGAACAAGAGAUGGCAAGUCAUCCACCUCAGCAGCCACAACCGCAGCCACUCAGUGCACAGAUUGCUCCAACGUUAGACAUGGAUCGAACAGAUGACUACGUCUUUGAGAACACAACGCAGGUUGUGAGGUCAGUGAUGGAAAUGGUCAACCUCGUACAUGCGGUCAAGUCUGACCAAUACGUCAAUCUUGUGAGGGACAUUGGUCUUGCGUUGAAGAGCUUACUCAGCAGCGUGGACACCCUGUACAGCGAUCUUCCAGGAGAGACCCAUAGAGGUAUCCAGCUGGCCCAUAAGGUCCUGAGCUCUGACAUGGGUGAACUCAUCAACGCCAUGAAGCUAGCUCAGAAAUACGCCACCACCACGCUAGACCAGGACUACAAGAGAGGAAUGAUCCAGGCCGGUCACGUCUUAGCGGUCGACGCCAAGAACCUGUUGGACGCGGUUGACACAGCCCGGCUUCAGGCUCAGGAUCUGGUUAUGGGUGGGCCCAGACAACCGGAGGAGCUGAGCUAGUUGGGUCUCGCUUACCAACCCUGUCAUGUGCCAACCCUGUCGAGGCAUCCAUCACAGUUUUCUCUUCAGUCAAGGACACUUUAUUGAACUGGAAUAUUUAUUUCUGUGAUACGCCAAGGGGAUCAUGCUUUGCUCAACUCCCAUCGACUUACAGUUUCCUUAAGAAAACCUUCAGCAUUAACUGAAAUUUAUUUAUUACCGUCAAGCAAGAGGAAGAAUGAUGAAUACAGGCAGGAGAUAUAGAAUAACAUAUUUAUUUGCUAUUAAGGCUUUUUUGAACUGCAGGAUGAUGUUGCCUUCUCUGUGACUGCUAACUGCAUUUACAGUCUGUAUAACCGCAAAUGUGGCUGAUGUGACCCUUGAGGGGUCUGUGGGUACCUUGCGUGUGUUAAGAUAAUACAGACCCUCAGGUUGAACAGAAUCAAUGCUGAUAAUGCUUCAUAGGUAAAUGUCUAGCUAGAAGACCAUUCAGAAAUUAAAUUUAUUUAUUAUUUUCUUUCUUCUGUAGGAGUGUAGUAACUGAUGGUGAGGUUAGAUCUCACUGAUCAUAGUUCCAUGACCUUCCGAAACCUUGCCCAUCAUUGCAGUCAGCAGAAUGUAGUCAGUGUAAUUUGAUUGAUGUUCAGGUGAUUUUGCUGCAUGAUUUAUUCUUUUGUAGGAUAUUUCCUUUUGCUGCAAGAAGUAGUUAUAAUCCUUAAAUUAUCUAUUGAGAUAUACGAGACAGCUUUAUUUCAGGAUUGGCACUGGUCUGUAUAGAGAGGUCAUAUUCACAGGCUCUUUACCAGUUGGAGACCGAGUUGGCUCACAUGCUGUGAGAGUCUAUGGAAAACAGGUAUUAUAGCGAAAUCAUAUUAGUCUCCAAUUGGUUGAAAUAUGCCUCUAAAAGAGCUAUCUGCAUUGCAAAAGACAAUGGGUGAUUUCAAGUGUGGUGUUGGCGUUGGUGUUGAAAUUUGGAAUGCUUCCCCUAGCUCAAAAACUUAUUCAGAAAUUGUAAAACUGAUCCAGAUCACAUUUAUUUUAUUGACAUCUUAUCAACUAGUGAGUGACAUUUCGGGAACAACUUCAUUUUAUGUUUGAUAUUAUAAUCGCGUAAAACUUGAAGUAACACCAACACCAAAAGGUCAACACUGUACUUGAAAUUACCCAUUGUAUCAAUAAUGAUAGUAACGGUAAUAGUUUUCUGACAAUGAUGAUGGUCACAGAUCUAUAGAAAAGAAUUAUUUACAUAUUCUCUGUCCCAGUUGUUAAAUGAAAAUCAUAAAAACACUGACAAAACAAUUGAACUAGGAAUUAUUUUAGAAAACCUUAUGUGUUUGCUUCUUUAAACGCUACAUUAUUUGUUUUAUUUCAGAAAUGUACAUAAUUUAAGAUUCAAUGAAUGUGCCUCUACUAUUAUCCACAUUUGCAAAAUUUGGGAAGUGUGUCACUGUGUGCAAAUGA
This is a messenger RNA of Lytechinus variegatus (green sea urchin), 5115 nucleotides long. RefSeq names its product focal adhesion kinase 1-like (gene ptk2). Gene Ontology annotation, cellular component: focal adhesion; cytoskeleton. Gene Ontology annotation, molecular function: ATP binding; protein tyrosine kinase activity. Gene Ontology annotation, biological process: signal complex assembly; protein phosphorylation. NCBI's taxonomy places the organism in Eukaryota, Metazoa, Echinodermata, Echinoidea, Temnopleuroida, Toxopneustidae. The coding region runs from base 376 to 3675 and encodes 1099 amino acids. The transcript has 31 exons. The record is from RefSeq and is a predicted model, not a curated record.